This is a messenger RNA of Pogona vitticeps (central bearded dragon), 5626 nucleotides long. It is a transcript of the gene PCDH19, whose product is annotated as protocadherin 19. Gene Ontology annotation, biological process: homophilic cell-cell adhesion. The record is from RefSeq and is a predicted model, not a curated record. Gene Ontology annotation, molecular function: calcium ion binding. Lineage: Eukaryota; Metazoa; Chordata; Lepidosauria; Squamata; Agamidae. Gene Ontology annotation, cellular component: plasma membrane.
UUUUGUUGUAGGGGGGGGAAGAAACGUGUGUUGCCUUGGCUGGGGAGUACAGCUGUUAAGAUGUGUGGUAAGGAAACAAGAGACAAUUAGCUCUUAAAGUAACCACAUCCAACGCUCCUCUUCCUUCCUCAGCCUCUCCUCCCGGCAGCCCUUUCCUUCUGAUUCGCUUCCUCCUCUCUGCCUGUGACAGAAACCCCCCCCCAAACUAGUAAACCUAGUAAACCCAGCUCUUUUCCUCCCUCCCUCCCUCCGUCCCUCCCUCCCAGCCGCAAAAUCAACAGGCAACAAGAGAGAAGGGGGAGGAGGCAGUGGGUGCAUUGAGCCGUGAGCUAUGGAUAUUCUGUGCCCCCUGCUCCGGUUUCUUCUGGCUCUCUUGUGGACUGGAGUCGGAGCCCUGAUCAACUUGAAAUACUCCGUGGAGGAAGAGCAGAGAGCCGGCACUGUGAUUGCCAACAUCGCCAAAGAUGCCCGAGAUGCAGGCUUCGUGCUGGAUCCCCGGCAACCGACUGCUUUCCGGGUGAUCUCCAACUCUGCCCCGCACUUGGUGGACAUUAAUCCUGGAUCAGGGUUACUGGUGACUAAGCAGAAGAUUGACCGGGAUCUGUUCUGCAGGCAGAGCCCCAAGUGCGUGAUCUCAUUGGAGGUCAUGUCCAGCUCCAUGGAGAUCUGUGUCAUCAAGCUGGAGAUCAAAGAUCUCAACGACAACGCCCCCAGCUUCCCCACGGACCAGAUUGCCCUGGAGAUCUCGGAGACCGCUAGCCCAGGCACCAGGGUGCCGCUGGAGAGCGCCUACGAUCCGGACUCGGGCAGCUUUGGCGUGCAGAGCUAUGAGAUCACGCCCAACGACCUCUUCGGGUUAGAGACCAAGACGCGGGGAGACGGCUCUCGUUUUGCAGAGCUGGUGGUGGAGAAGAGCUUGGAUCGGGAAACGCAGUCUCAUUACAGUUACAUGAUCACAGCUCUGGAUGGCGGCGACCCACCCAACUUUGGCACGGUGGAGUUGAACAUCAGGGUCAUUGACUCCAAUGACAACAACCCUCUCUUCGAAGAGCCGUCGUACACAGUCAGCGUGCCGGAAAAUGCUCCUCCGGGCACACCGGUGAUCCGCCUGAACGCCACAGACCCUGAUGAGGGAACCAACGGACAAGUGUUGUAUUCCAUCCACAGCUAUGUGUCUGAAAAAGCCAGGGACCUCUUUCAGAUUAACCCCCAGACAGGCCUGAUCAUGGUGACUGGGGCCAUUGACUAUGAGGAAGGUCAUGCCUACGAGCUGGACGUGCAGGCCAAAGAUCUUGGCCCCAACUCUAUUCCUGCUCAUUGCAAGGUGACCGUCACUGUGCAAGACGCUAAUGACAACCCCCCUCUUAUUAACUUGCUCUCUGUGAACAGCGAACUGGUGGAGGUCAGUGAGAAUGCACCACCUGGUUAUGUCAUUGCUCUGGUGAGAGUUUCUGACCGAGACUCUGGUGCCAAUGGCCGGGUGCAGUGCAAGUUGCUGGGCAAUGUGCCCUUCCGCCUGCAAGAAUACGAGAGCUUCUCCACCAUCUUGGUGGACGGACGCUUGGAUAGAGAACAAAGGGACCAAUUCAACCUCACCAUCCAGGCUAAGGACAAUGGGAUCCCCUCUCUUCAAGCCACCAAGUCUUUCACCGUCAAGAUCACGGACGAAAACGACAACCACCCCCACUUCUCCAAACCAUAUUACCAGGUCAUUGUUCAGGAGAACAAUACCCCUGGGGCCUACCUCUUAUCCGUUUCUGCCAGGGAUCCUGACCUAGGCCUCAAUGGCAGCGUCUCCUAUCAGAUCGUGCCAUCCCAAGUCAGAGACAUGCCUGUCUUCACCUAUGUCUCCAUCAAUCCCAACUCGGGUGAUAUCUAUGCCUUGAGGUCCUUCAACCACGAGCAGACCAAGUCUUUUGAGUUCAAGGUGUUGGCCAAAGAUGGAGGCAACCCUUCCUUACAAAGCAAUGCCACCAUCCGAGUCAUUGUCCUGGAUGUCAAUGACAACACCCCGGUGAUCACCGCCCCUCCACUAGUCAAUGGGACUGCAGAGGUGUAUAUCCCUAGGAACGCUGGGGUUGGAUACCUGGUGACCGUAGUCAAGGCAGAUGAUUAUGAUGAAGGGGAAAACGGGAGACUCUCCUAUGAGAUGGCAGAAGGAGACAGAGGAUUUUUCGAGAUAGACCAGGUCAAUGGCGAGAUAAGGACCACAAGAGCAUUUGGGGAGAAUUCAAAGACUACCUAUGAGUUGAUUGUAGUAGCCCAUGACCAUGGGAAAACAUCUCUCUCCGCUUCUGCCUUGAUUUUGAUAUAUCUCUCUCCGGCCCUGGAUGCCCAGGAAUCCAUAGGAUCUGUUAACUUGUCCCUCAUUUUUAUAAUUGCCCUGGGUUCUAUUGCUGCCAUCUUGUUUGUCACCAUGAUCUUCGUAGCAGUCAAGUGUAAGCGGGAUAACAAAGAAAUUAGGACCUACAAUUGCAGAAUUGCAGAGUAUUCCUAUGGGCACCAAAAGAAAUCCAACAAGAAGAAAAAAAUCAGCAAGAAUGACAUCCGUCUGGUACCACGGGAUGUGGAGGAGACGGACAAAAUGAAUGUUGUGAGUUGUUCCUCCCUCACCUCAUCCCUCAACUACUUUGAUUAUCAUCAGCAGACCUUGCCUCUGGGUUGCCGCCGGUCAGAAAGCACCUUUCUCAACGUGGAGAACCAAAACAACAGGAACACGGGGUCCAACCACGUCUACCAUCACACAUUCACCGGUCAGAGUGCCCAGCAGCCAGAUCUCAUCAUCAAUGGGAUGCCACUUUCAGAGGAAAGCAGCCGAGAGGGCAUUGCACACGGAAAGCAGCAGGAGAGAGGCAAGACUGAAAACUACUCAUUCGAUUCCAACUAUGUGAACAGCAGAGCACAUUUGAUAAAAAGCAGUUCGACGUUCAAAGAUUUGGAGGGGAACAGCCUGAAGGACAGCGGGCAUGAAGAGAGUGACCAGACAGAUAGUGAACAUGACGUCCAGCGUGGCUUAUACUGUGACACGGCUGUUAAUGAUGUUUUGAAUACCAGCGUAACCUCCAUGGGGUCUCAGGUGCCUGAACAAGAUCAAGGUGAAGGAUUUCAUUGCCGGGAAGAGUGUCGAAUCCUUGGCCAUUCUGACCGUUGCUGGAUGCCGCGGAACCCUGUCCCCAGUCGAGCGAAAUCCCCCGAACACGGAAGAAACGUCAUGUCCCUCUCUAUAGAAGCCACGACUGUGGAUACAGAGCUUUACGAAGACUGUAGCACAAAGAGGACUUUUGCCACCUUUGGCAAGGAUGGGAAUGAGCCCGCCUCCGAGGAGCGAGGUGGCCCGGUCAACGUGAAAGGUAAAAGAACAGUGGAUUUGCCCAUCUGUAGCCCAAAGGUCAACGGCGCAGUUCGGGAGGCAGGGAACGGCUGCGAAGCUGUCAGUCCCAUCACCUCACCCGUCCACCUGAAGAGUCCCUUGUCGGGGAAGCCAUCAGCCUCCUACAAAAUGCACUGCCCAGCAAGCCGCGACCUGGAGCCGUUUGUAAACAAUGGUCCUUCUCGGCCCACGGAGACGGAGCUGAGGGGGCCAGACAGUGAAAACAUAAUGCAUGAGAUUAACCCUCUUCUGCAAGAAUGUAGAGAGAUAGACUCUCCAGGAAUGAAGAGGCUUAAAGACAUAGUACUCUAAGCAAGGCCUUGGGAAGGGAAGAAAAAAAAAGGAAACCACUGAACCCGGAUGUGUGUGUAUCGUUUUUAACAGCUUACCAAUGGUUCACAAAUCUGCUGUAUUUAAAUGCUUUCCCUAAAUGUAUUGUUUAUACAAAUGAAGCUAUUGUUCAUGUGACAAUCCCACUUGGUUCAACAGGAGGCAGGGGCGUUUGCAAAACUAGCAUUUGGUUUCUUUUCUUUCGCUUCUCGUUUUUCCCGGUGGCAGGGGUGGCGGCAAGGUGGCCGUUCUGUUGAGGGAAGUAUUAUCAACAAGGUAUUUUGCAUUUCUAUAUUUUUGUAGCGCACCAGACCUCUAAAUGAAGAUCUAUUUAAAGAAAAGAAAAAUCUUAAAAAUAAUAAAAUUAAUAAUAUUGGAUCCCACCCUACAGUCCUGUCUAGGGUUAGUGCUAAAGUUUAUUUGAACCUGCCCUUUAAUUUCACCAGUGGGGUUUCUGUUCCUCCUGAUGCAACAGUGAACUGGGCACUGGAUGGUCUCAUUCCACUCCCAACAGCUGUGAUGUAGUUGCAGAAGCCAUAAUAUGUAAGUUGGAGCCUCCCUGGUACAGGAGAAAACUCUGCACGCAACCAUCUCUGUAUGGGCAGCCAAACCCCAGGGAACUGUGAAUUGUGGUGGAUUGCACUCCUGACAUGCCCCUGCACUCAGAGCCCAAUUUCUGCCUUUCAGAUGUUACUCUUUUACAAUGAAUUACCCCUGCCUUCUUUGGAGUCUUUUUGCUGCCACUUGUUUCUCUGUACUCUUAUCGUACUUGGUAUUGCAGAUUCCUGUAUGUCUAGUGAUGGGAAAGGCUUUCAAGCUUAUUGGUCCCCUUGUUUUCAAGUGGCUUUCUACAGACAACAGAGAAACAAUCCGAACAUAAAACUUGGGGAAACUGAAAAUUUUCAUCUUUUCACAGAUCCUUGUCAUAUUGCUAGACAAUUCUCUCUCUCUCUUUCUCUCUCUCUCCGCCCCUGUGUGGAGUUUUUUCCCCAAGUUGUUUAGGGGUUAUUCUAGCAUCUCAUUUGCAAUUGUUAGAUGCACUGUCUUGAAAUUUUUAUGAGGUCGAUUUCUGUUUCUUUUUCUUUCCUUGCAGUCUCAUGGAAUGAUAAAGCAUAAUGUCCCCAAGACACUAUGUAUUGAUUUCAAAGUGUCAAUCUUCCCCAGCCCCCUUCCCGCCACAUAUCUUGAACCCAGAACAAUGGAUUGAUUUCAGUGUGCAGUGCUGUGCCACAGGUAAAACCCUUACCCUGUAAGCAUUCUGUGAUCUUUAAACAUUUCUGUGACAUUUAAAUGGACUUGCCCCUAAUGUCAUCCCAUUUGUUGGUAUGUUGGCAUGCCAAAAAUCACUGGCUCAAGAAUACCACUGGGUAUUCUAAUGCUAUAUGAGAAUUGGCUUGUAGAACAUUGGAAGAUAUGUGGGCUUCCAAGGGGUCUUGGACUACAGUGUCCCACAAACUUUCAUCACUAUGCACGCUGAAUAGGAUGGAUGGUAGCUAUAGCUGAGCAACAUCUAGAAGAACAGCUCUGGGCUAGUUAAUGUGGUACGUCCAUGUCAGUACAGAAACAUGGAAUGCUUGGCUGAAUUCAAGCUUAUCCCGACCUCAAGCGGUAACUACAUGCAGAGAUGGCACAGUGGCUCUUGACAUGGUGGUCCUUGCUCAUGUCUAUUCCAGACCUUCCUGAAUGUACAGUUGCAAGAUGGGUAUACAGGGCUUGUAAAACUAUGAGAAGGAUCUUGGAAUCGUUGUAGAUCACAAGCUGAAUAUAAGCCAACGAUAUGAUGUGGCUACAAAAAAGGCAAACACUAUUUUAGGAUGCAUUAAUAGAAAUAUAGUCUCCUGCGAAGUACUAGUCCUCCUCUGUUUCGCUCUGGUUAGGCCUCAUCUAGAGUAUUAUGUCCAGUUCUGUACACCAUAGUUUAAGAAG